Messenger RNA from Nyctereutes procyonoides (raccoon dog), 1115 nucleotides. RefSeq names its product transmembrane emp24 domain-containing protein 11. The transcript is spliced from 6 exons. Gene Ontology annotation, cellular component: endoplasmic reticulum-Golgi intermediate compartment; endoplasmic reticulum; Golgi apparatus. Lineage: Eukaryota; Metazoa; Chordata; Mammalia; Carnivora; Canidae. Bases 8 to 562 code for a protein of 184 amino acids. The record is from RefSeq and is a predicted model, not a curated record. Gene Ontology annotation, biological process: endoplasmic reticulum to Golgi vesicle-mediated transport; Golgi organization; intracellular protein transport.
AGCAGAAAUGCCAAUGCUGGCAUUUGCUUUAAGUUUUUAUUUUUCUCUUUCAACUGCUUUUUACUUCCACGUAGGGGAACGAGAGGAGAAAUGCAUCAUAGAAGACAUUCCAAGUGACACGCUGGUAACAGGGACUUUCAAGACACAGCAGUGGGACUUCCGCAGGCAGGAUUUCCUUGAAUCUGCUCCGGGCCUGGGGAUGUUUGUGACUGUCACAACCUACAACGAUGAGGUAUUAUUGUCCAAGUUAUACGGCCCACAAGGAAGAUUCUAUUUUACUUCACAUUCACCUGGCGAACACAUCAUUUGCUUGGAAUCUAAUUCUACGAGGCUUGUGUCCUUCGGUGGCAGUAAGCUGCGGAUCCACUUAGAGAUUCGAGUUGGACAACAUGACCUUGAUGCGGCCAUUGCUCAAGCAAAGGACAAAGUUAAUGAAGUUAGCUUUAAGCUGGAACAUCUAAUUGAGCAAAUUGAGCAAAUAGUCAAAGAACAGAACUAUCAAAGGGACCGUGAAGAAAAUUUUCGGAUGAUCAGUGAAGAUACAAAUAGCAAUGUUUUAUGAAGGGCGAAAUUAACCCCAGUGAUAUAUACUUAACCCAGGACGCCAAGAAUACUUGCCGGUCUGUAAACAGUACGAGAUCAUGGAGACGCUACACUGCUUUCCCGACCCGCAGCCCGGGAAGCCAAGUGCCUGGCACGGCAGGCACAGGUCACUCGGAGCUCGGCGGUCGGGGCUCCACCAACACUGCGCACAACCAAGGGCUCCAAUCGCCAAGCACUGGCCAAGUCUCUGCUUUUCCAUUUCCCCGCAUGACCGCCAACUGUCCAGACCCCCGCCACCUGUGCACUGGCCACCCCGCCGCUGCCCUGCCUACCCGGUCUGUCCCCUGCCCCGUCCAAGCCCGUCUCCCACCCACACUCCGGGUCUGUCCACCGCCCUGGUCCAGGGGGCCAGGUCCGUUCCCCUCCAGGCCCAUCUCCUGCCUGCCCUCUUGGUCUGUCCACUGCCCCGGUCCAGGCCCGUCCCUAUCCAGGCCCAUCCCCCUCCCGCCCGCCCCUCCAGGCCCGCCCUGGCCUGUCCCUGUCCAGGCCUAUCCUCCUCCCACCCUUCCUGG